Messenger RNA from Frankliniella occidentalis (western flower thrips), 672 nucleotides. RefSeq lists its product as uncharacterized. The record is from RefSeq and is a predicted model, not a curated record. Lineage: Eukaryota; Metazoa; Arthropoda; Insecta; Thysanoptera; Thripidae. The coding region runs from base 1 to 672 and encodes 223 amino acids. The transcript has 3 exons.
AUGGAGAUCAAGAAUGCUGACAAUAAUCCUGAUAUGGAAUGGCACUCUAACUGCAAGAUAUCUUGGGAUCGACAAGAGUUGGAUAAGCUAAAGGAAAGGGUGAAGAGCCGUGGCCCAGCUGUGGUGUUUAGAGAAUACCUUUUCAAGUACCACAGUGACCAGGAGAAUGUGCCGCCGCCAGGCCCACUCAAGACUCUGCAAAACUUGAGGUCACUGGCGAAUAGAGAGAUGCAGAACGACAAGGACGAAGAAGAGGACUUAAGAUUAGAAAUAAGGAAGGACCCGAAACUUUUGCUUGUCAACUUGGAUUACCCCAAGUUUCAAGUGGCGUGGACAACGACGCCAGGGAUGACGCUCCUAAAAAAAAGUGCCGACCAGACGGCAUAUUUGGACACGACGGGAGACUUCAUUCGCAAUGCCCCACCCAUCAAAGAAGGUGACCCAGAGCAGCCUGUGUUUUACGGAGCUCUGGUUGUCAUGCCGGAGAAGGGUAAGGAUAGUGCCCCUGUGUCCGAAAUGAUGACUUGCUCGCAAAAGACAACGGCAUUUGAAAUGUGGCUCCUCCAACUGCGGGACAGAUCAAGCAAUAGCCGAUCUAGCGCAGGUCGGAUCUUCAAAACUGUCGUGGUUGACGACUCCUGGUUAGUUAAACCGUAUCGUAGUUGUGCUUAA